Molecule: messenger RNA, 1179 nt
Organism: Drosophila teissieri
Lineage: Eukaryota; Metazoa; Arthropoda; Insecta; Diptera; Drosophilidae
Exons: 5
Coding region: 286-870 (194 amino acids)
Source: RefSeq, a predicted model, not a curated record
UUGAGAUUCGCCAGCGGAGAGAAUUGUAUUUUAUACAAUUAUUUUAAAAGCCGAAUCAGUAAUCUAUUUAGUGGCAUGCUAUAGCCCAGAGCCCAGAGCUGGCUGAAGCUUAAAUUUGACAUUUAUUUUUAGAACAAUUCAGUAAAAAAGUACAGCUACAGUAAAAAGUACAGUUACAGUGAAAAGUGUUAGCCGGAACUGACUGAAUUCGAGAUCAAGUGUCAAGAACUAGACGUAUCUGUCAAAGUUUUCCAUUACCUCGAGUGAAUUUGGACAAAGUUGAGGAUGUCAGCCCUGUCGUCGCCCACCACAUGUGGCUGCUCGCCCGUCCACUGGGCCAUUGUCAUUGUGCUCCUGUCAAUGGCGAUUGGACCGGGAGACGCGUUGCCCCGUCCAGCCCGCAACACGCAGUUGUUGUUCAGUGAGCUCCUGGGAGGUGGAAACGAGGACAACAACUACUAUGGCGAGCAGUUGAAGUACCAGCAACAGCAGCAGCAGCAACAGCAGGAACAGAAGCAGCAGCGUGUGCCGGCCUUCGCCAGGAAGUGGCCUUCGCUGAGGGAUCUGCUGCUCACCGUGGACUACGAUGACUUCGGAGUUACCCAGGAGAGCGAGGAGCAGGUGGCGCCCAGUUCCCGCCUGCUGGCGCGACUCCACAAGCUCGGCGAUAACGGAGGCGGCGACGAGCUGCGCUACAACAUCGUGCCCGAUCUGACCAACAUGCCCAGCAAGAAGGUGCUGCCAGGACAUCCGCUCAAGGAUCACAACACCAAGAAGAACGUGCAAUUUCGUAAACAAUAUAUGUCGCCGUGCCACUUCAAGAUCUGCAACAUGGGACGCAAACGCAACGCUGGCUUCGAUUCCUACUGAAGAAACCUAAUGCUUUAAGACCGCAAAGCCAAACAAACCAAAGUCAAAUAAACCCUUUCCAAAAAUCAAAGAAUUUGCAUUGUCACACACACCCACAAACGCUGGACGAAUGUUCAAAUGCCAAGUAUUGUCUACCGUUCUAAUUUAGUUAACAACCCGUGCAGAAUUUAGUUAGAAACUAUGAUUACACUGUACUUAUUGUACUUAUAAAUAAUGUCUCGACCUACACACACUGACACACAUCCGACCCCCGCUCUCUGCACACCAACAUUCACACACACACGUGCACGCACACACUGAAGUAUUCCC